AUGUACUACAUCCUCUACCUGGCGAGCCUCUGCCGUCGUCGCCGCUGGCCGGAACCCCUUUACGAACCCUAUGGUGGAACCUCAGGGUUCACGUGUGUAGUUCGCGUCAAUAAUCGCGAAUACCAGACCGACACUUUCUGCGAGACAGAGAUGCUUGCGCGUGAGAAGGCGGCUAUGAGGGCAUACCUUAUCUGUCGCAACUUCUCCGUCAACGAUGGAAUGUACCCUGCCGGUCACGAUCACGGAGGGAUCGUACAGGGGAUUCCAGUUGCCAUUGGCACAGGUCGAAGGACUCGCUAUAGCGACGCAGACUCGUCAAUGAGUGAUGGAAGCCGAAGUGGGGGAAGUAGUCCACAAAGCUGUGAAGCGGAUCGGAUUGGCGCAGAUCGCCAGGGUUCUGUACCAACCAGAGCUCUUCACUUCGAUCCUCGUACACUCUGA
Coccidioides immitis RS is the source of this 441-nucleotide messenger RNA. RefSeq lists its product as uncharacterized. The record is from RefSeq and is a predicted model, not a curated record. Bases 1 to 441 code for a protein of 146 amino acids. The transcript has 2 exons. NCBI's taxonomy places the organism in Eukaryota, Fungi, Ascomycota, Eurotiomycetes, Onygenales, Onygenaceae.